AUGAAUGAGGCAAUACAGAAGAUUAGAGCUCGUAUGCAAACGGCCCAGGGUAGACAAAAAAGUUGUGUUGAUUUCAGGCGCAAGGACCUAGAAUUUGAAACUAGCGAUAAGGUGUUCUUGAAGGUGGCACCCAUGAAAGGUGUUUUGAGGUUUGGAAGGAACAUGAAGCUAAAUUUGCGAUUCAUUGGACCUUCUGAGGUCUUGAAGCGAAUUGACCCUAUAGCUUAUCGGUUGGCAUUGCCACCGUUACUCUCUUCACUUCCUAAUGUUUUCCAUGUUUUGAUGCCGAGGAAGUAUUUAACAGAUCUGUCACAUGUGGUGGACUAUAAACCAUUGCGGUUGAAUGAGAAUUUGAGUUAUGUAGAAAAGCUUAUAGAAAUUCUUAUUAGAGAGGUGAAGAUGUUACACAACAGGGAGCGAGAGGAUGAGAUGAAAUCUCGGUAUCCAGAGCUUUUUCAGGAUUGA
Molecule: messenger RNA, 465 nt
Organism: Benincasa hispida (wax gourd)
Lineage: Eukaryota; Viridiplantae; Streptophyta; Magnoliopsida; Cucurbitales; Cucurbitaceae
Source: RefSeq, a predicted model, not a curated record